GUGGCAAAAGUGGCAAAGCAGAUGAAUCUUGCGGUCAGCAACGCCCCUGUCAGCAACGCCCCUGGCAGUCUGGGUCGUGAUCAGUCAACUGCUUCCGACUUCAACUACGGGGAUGACCCAGAUUCGGAAACCGCGCGUUGGCGGCGCUGUAUAUUUGGGAAAUUCUCUUUGAAGGACGCGAAAGCCUUGGUGGAUGGGAAAGCAGAUCCUAACUGCAGGUUCAAAUACAAGCUUGGCCCCAAAGAAUUUCAGGGAACACCUUUGACGCUGGCGGUAAAGCUUGACAAGCCUGCGCUGGUUCGCAAGCUCAUCGAUUUCAAAGCAGACCCACAAUCAGAGUAUUCGAUGUCGGCUGGGCGAUUGCGAGUCCAUUGGACUGGACCAGCGGUUUGUGCCACAGUGGCGAAGGGAAAUUUGUCAAUGAUGAGGUUGCUGGUGGAGUGUGAAGCCAGUCUCCAUGGGUCACAUCCCCAGGGCCGAGUGAUUUGCUUUGACGGCGAACCGAAUGUGACGUUGCUCUAUGAUGCCAGCUACUUCGGCCAUGCACAUUUGGUGCAAUAUUUGCUUCAUCAGAAAGGCGACCCUGAUGUGGACGUGAAGUUUCAGGAUGACUUGAACAUAACGAAACGGCCCUUGCAAAUCUCAUGCAGCCUUGGCCAUGAUGAGGUGGUGCGAGUUCUGCUGAGCGCGAAGGCCCAAAUCUCGCCUGACACGGGCGAUGGCCCACAGGAGCUGCAGGAUGCUAUUGAUGGUUGCCAUGUGGAGGUCGUACGACUGCUCACCCAAGCUGGUGCCGAUCUCUUCUGUGGAGAAGAGGGAAGGAGAGGAAUUGAUUACCUCUUCAAUACCAACAAUGCAGUGCUCAUAGCCUCAGCUGCAAAGGGCUUACGCGGAGCCAGGGAGGAUCUCGUCGAGCUCAUCCAAUUGCCGGACUUUGUGCGCUUCUUGGCCACUCCAGAUGCUGAAGAAAUUCUUUCGGCCGUUUUUCGAAAGUGCGAACUGCGCUAUUGGCAAGGACAAAGGCGAAUCAUUUGGAAGACUGCAUACAUAUUGCACGGGGACAUGAACGUUGCAGUGGGUCCACACAAAGAGCAUAUGGAAGAGAGCUUCCAGCAGCAGAUGCAGAAGCAGACCACUCACCAAACAGACAAGGAGAAACAACAAGUAGAAGAGCAGUUCUUGUCCCAGCUGCUCCCUCAUCGAAAAGAGAAUUUGAAAGAUGCUUCUAAGAUCCCUGUAGAGAUUUGGCGAGGGCUGCUUCCAGGAUUACACCGGAAUCCUGAGGUUCUGUGGGUGUUAGCCUCCGGCCUCAACGAUCGAGUUUUUGAUGAGAAGGGGGCCCGUGCAAUCAUUGAACUGGCCUGGGCAGAGGCUUCUCUUGGGCAAAAGAUAACCUUUACCUUGGACUUGCUGGUGGCUCUUCUUUUUUGGGCCUUGGCAUUCUUGCUCAACGAUCGGCGCUUGCAAGACGAAAAGUGGCAUUGGCUUCGCACUGUCGCUCUAGUGAUUCUGAUGGUGAUUUGGGUUCGGAACGUGGCAAUUGAAUUCCUGCAAUGCGUUGGUUUUCACGCUUUGGGGAAGCUUUGGCAGUACUUCCGAUCUCUUGAAAAUCUCGCUGACUUUUUGAGGAUCAUCGCAACUGGCUUCAGCCAAAUUGCCCUUGUGACGAGUUGGGACGAGUUUGAAACCAAUCAGGUCUUACGGGUAAUCUUUGCUAUCACAGGCUUUGUGAGAUGGCUCAGGGUCCUGAAUUCGCUCAAGGGUUUUGAGAGCACUGGGAAACCGAUGCUGCCCAUUCUGCAAGCGGUGCCAGCGACCCUGCCCUUCUUUAUUGUUGUGCUGUGUUGGUUCUCCGGAUUCAUGCACAUGUACUACUCCUUCGGUUUGACUGACUGGUGGACUUCCGGGAUGAUCAUGUAUCGACUAGGUUUCUUGGCAGACUUCUCUCGCAACGAGAUGGUAUCUGUUGAAGUUGAAGAUAUUUGGGCAUUCUGGGUAGACAGCGUGCUGGUGUUCAUGGGCCUGAGCAUGUCCAUCAUCAUGAUGAAUAUUCUGAUUGGCGUUCUGGCUGAAAGCUACAACAGGGGCUGGGAGCAUCGGGAGCGUUUGUUCCUCUUGGAGCGAUCCCGACUGGUUCUGCAGCAUUUUACCACGGCGCGUGGUUGGAGCAAGAUUUGCAUUUGCCGAAGACAGAAGGUACAAGCAGAAUUUGAUGCUCAGUAUGUUUGGUUUGCGUACCCAAAGGAUCCUGCAUCUUGGGGUGAAAUUCAAGCCGACAAUGACGCGGACUCCGCAAUGAAUGUUCAUGAGAAGAUCCACUUGCUGCUUUGUGGCCAUGGGUCACCGAGCUUCGCAAAGAGAUCAGAGACAUGCAUGAAGACCUCGUUCGAGGAAAACAGGAUGUCACCCACAAUCAAGUGCAUUCCAGUUGCAGCUUCGAGGAUUCAAACGUUCACGUCGGCAAGCGACUCAAUUCCCUUGAGACGGCAGUUGAUGGCCUGAAGGACAAGAUCGAUCAGAUUCUGCAAAUUUUGCCACGGUGAUGAAUGGCCAGAGAGACUCAAAAUGCUAAAGUGCAUUGAGACGCCCGGUGACAGCCAAAUAGAUAGCAGUGAAAUCCAUUGCUGGUGGUAUGUCCAAAGGCUCAAAAGGAGCCAUCAUGGGCCCCGGUCUCACCACAACAAAUUGUUGAGUCGCAGCCAAAAGCUGUGCACAUUUAGGUAGAAGUCAGCGUUUCAACUGAC
This is a messenger RNA of Cladocopium goreaui, 2744 nucleotides long. Lineage: Eukaryota; Dinophyceae; Suessiales; Symbiodiniaceae. The record is from the annotation of a GenBank genome assembly.